This is a messenger RNA of Durusdinium trenchii, 956 nucleotides long. The record is from the annotation of a GenBank genome assembly. NCBI's taxonomy places the organism in Eukaryota, Dinophyceae, Suessiales, Symbiodiniaceae.
CUUGCCCCUUCCACCAAAUGACUUUAAACAUGCCCUUGCAAUCCGUUGCAUGUCUUGUUCAAGCUGAAGUCUUCAGCUUCAGCAUCGGCUCUUUUUGGCUGGUGCCAUGCCAAGCCUUUCGUGUUGUUUGCUGAUCCUGGCGCUCUUUCCAUGGGAAUCUUCGGCACAUCGCCACCGAAUGGACUCGAAGUCGUCGUUCGUCGUUGCUUCAAAUGCUUUGCACCUCAGUCAAGGCCAGGUCAACGAGGAGCCCUCGAGGAGCUUCGAAGUGUUUGGGAGGAACGAGACUGAGUUUGUGGACUGCCACAGCGAAAACUUCGAUGCCGUGGCUUAUGGGAACAUGCUGGUCUUGAUUUGCCGCGUCGGCACGGUGUUCGGCCUCGUGGCGCUGGUGAUGCAGCUCAUCAUCUUCUGUGGGCUCCGGUGGAGGGUGAGACUCAUGAUGUUGAUCAGCCUUUUGCUUGGACUCCUUUGCUUGGCCACACCGGGUAUCGCCAGUUCUGUGGCGGCCACACACACGGUGAACAAUGUAUGCAUGAAGUGCGGAUGCUCCGAGGAGAAGAGGAUGCAUAUGACCUUGGGCCACAAGGCAUUAGGCAUAGUCUUUGUCCUCUUCCAUGGGGGUUCGGCUGCAUACUUUGUCGGAAUCGUGAACAUAGUCCUGUGCUGCUGCAUGUGCCACCUAUUUUGCUACAGCCCACCGCCUCUUCCUGACGCCAAGCAACGCCUUGCGCAAGGAGCACAGGCAGCAGCAGGAGCUGCACAGGGAGCAGCGCAACGCAAGAGUUGAAACCUGUUGUCCGCUCAAAAAUUGGAACAUCAUGCCUAUAUAGUUGUUCGCUACAGGCCGCAGUAUGAAAGGAAAGCAAUGUCAGCCUGUGGAUGUGGUUUGGACACAUCGUAGCAGGCCAUCAUGUUCCAGCGGUUGGUUGCAGGAAGUGACGCAAAUCGUUGAU